This is a messenger RNA of Dromaius novaehollandiae (emu), 5335 nucleotides long. RefSeq names its product opioid growth factor receptor (gene OGFR). The transcript has 8 exons. The record is from RefSeq and is a predicted model, not a curated record. Gene Ontology annotation, cellular component: membrane. Bases 1325 to 3160 code for a protein of 611 amino acids. Lineage: Eukaryota; Metazoa; Chordata; Aves; Casuariiformes; Dromaiidae. Gene Ontology annotation, molecular function: opioid growth factor receptor activity.
GCCACGUGCUCCCGGUGUUCGCCCCACCAUUCCCUGUAAUCGGGUGCUUUAUCCCAUAAACACAGGUUCUGUCUGUGGCAGCCGCCCGUUCCCUGCAUUUCUGAUAGAUCCUGUUGCUGACUUUAUGAACCAUUUACUGAUAUUCUUCUGCAGCUCCCUGUAUUUAUUUACUUAUAUUUUUUUACAUUAUGCACAUCUUUGUAUGGUGUGCUUUCAUACGGUCUUUCAUGCCAUCGGUUAAAAAGCACCACAUAAAAUUUGUUCACUUUCGAAAACGGACCGUCACUUUCCAUUUCUUCCAGACACAUUUUUCUAGCGGGGCAUGUUACAGAACAGCCCUGCAGGCAGAAAAGAUCCGUCCACGUUUCAAAAAUGUUACAUGUGCAGUUGUAAUGAAUGCGGUAGUGCUGCAAAAUGUGAACACUUGUCUCUGGUGCCUUAAAAUGAUGUCAACUCAACUCCUCCCAUUUUGGGGAAAGGGAAACUAAUGAGUUUCACAUGAGUUUCACUUCAGUGACUUGUUUGUGUUCUCAGACUAUAAACGGGCAGAUAAAGCUUUCUAAUUAAUACACUUGAAGAAGUUUAGUAUUAAGCUUCAAAGCAUUUUAUAAACAUAAAAUCCCCUUACAAAAUGGGAUUUUAAAGAAGUUCACAUUUAAAAUUUUUUUUUCCAGCAUAGUAUUCCAAGCGCUCAUGACUUCCCAUGAAAACACAUGUGCUAUAUUUUGCAAACAAAACCAAGGUUUAAAUACAGCAGAUGGCCAUGGCCAUGAAUGUCUCUGCACCUUCAUGGAGUUUACUUCAGGCCUUAGUUGUGCACGUAGAUCUGUGAAAGGUCACCGGUAUUUUAGGCCUAUAAGACUUAAGGGACAGACAGGGACUUACUCGGGAAUGGUUUCUGUUACUUCCUUGAAAGCACACUGUCAAAAUUUUUUGUUCAUUACUGGAUUUUUGGGUUUUUUUAUGAGUUUUAAACUUUGGCAAAUGCUUCUAGAAUUUUCAGAUUAUUCUUUUCUCUCUUUUCUUCUUUUUUUUUUUUUUAAAGUAAUUCCUCCUGGAUUGAGACAACAGUAAAUGCAAUGACUGUUUUUCACUCCAGUGAAUGGAGUUUUCAGACUUUGCCUUACAGUGGAGGAUGUUGUCCCUGAGACGUGUGGCCUUGGAAUAUUGUUCUGCAUCUUUAGAGAGCAGCUCUUCCUUCAGUGCCGAAUGUGUAGCCACCUCUGUCUGGCGGUGCCUGAAAAAUCUUUGAGGGGGAUGAGAAGCAAUAGGAAAAGAAACUGCAAAUCUGUCUAGAUGGUAUUCUUUAUUCCAGAAGCUAUUAAUGUUUUUAUGCAAAACUCAGUUCUUAGGCAGACGCAACUGGAAUGCAGCGAAAGACUUGCAGAGAUACAGACAUCAUUACCCGGGUUUGGUAGAACCAGAAAAUGACGAGGAGGAAGAGAUGUGGAACUUAAGCUUUUACAAAAAUGAGAUUUGUUUUUUGCCCCAUGGUUUACAUAUUGAAACUCUUCUUGAGUCUUGGUGGGACAACUAUGAAGUUCUUGAAGAAAACCAUUCUUAUAUUCAGUGGUUAUUCCCUUUACGUGAACAUGGGAUGAACUGGCAUGCCAAGCCACUCACACGUCAAGAAAUUGAGGCCUUUAAGAAGUCCAGUGAAGUUAUGCAAAGGUUCGAACGUGCUUAUCAACUCAUGUUGAGAUUUUAUGGAAUCACUCUGACUAACCAGAAAACUGGAGAACUUGAAAGAACAGAGAAUUGGAGUGAACGAUUUCAAAACUUGAACCGGUUUAGCCACAACAAUUUGCGGAUUACUCGCAUCCUGAAGUGCCUGGGGGAGAUGGGAUAUGAACACUAUCAAGUGCACUUGGUGAAGUUUUUCCUAACAGAAACUCUUGUUAAGGAGACGCUACCAAAUGUCAAGAGAAGUGCCUUGGAUUAUUUUCUGUUCACUAUCAGAAGCAAACGGAAGAGAAGAGAACUAGUCCACUAUGCCUGGCAACACUUCAAGCCUCAAAGCAGCUUUGUAUGGGCGCCACAAGACAAACUACUGAAAUACAGACCCUGCUCAGUCAAGACACAGCUGUACCAAAAGGACGAAAGUAAAGAGGAACCUCCUGGAAAAAGAAGUGAUGAUUCUGUGGAAAAGGAUCAGAAGGAUCAGUUGCUAAAGGAGGAGCAGAAAGUUGGAGAUAAUGCAGACUUACAGCCUGAAGAAGUGAAUGAAGAAGAUACAAGACAGAAGUUAAGUGAAUGUGUUUCGGAGGGAGGAGAUGGUGAAGGAGAGAAAGACGCUUCAUUUGCCCAACAGGAGGAGAAGGAUUUGAACAGUGAUGCUGAAGUGCAGAGUACGGCAGAGAACGAUUGCACAAAGGAGAGCAAGAAGAGAAAACUGGAUGCAAGUAGGGCAGACACUAAACACAGUGAGCCAUUGAAAAGCCCAACUGAUAUUGAAAAAAUUUCCCGUAAUCUAGGAGAAUGUGCAAUUGAUGCUGAAAUCCCCUCCUCGGUUCCAGUCUUGCAGACAGAAGAGAACCAGGAAACACUUAAAGAAGACACCGUAAGCACUGAAGAUACAGCAGCACCAGAGGCAGCUGAUGCGGCUGUAAAACGGAGGAAAGUUGAUAAAAGAACACUGAAAGGCAAAACAUGCACCUUGGCCAUUAAUCUGAACAUGAGACCCCCUGCCCGGUUAAAUACACCUGUUGCAAACACUGAGACUGAGGAGGGAAAAGUUAGUGAAAAAAAGACAGCUGUGGAGGAGACCAGUGAGAAUGCUGGUGGUGAUGCAAAAGGUGGGACUGCGGACUCCACAGCUGAGUGCAAGGUCCCCAAGACGGACCGGAUUUAUCCAGUAAGCAAUGACCUGGAGUCAGGUGGAGAUCAGGUCACCGCCAAGAGUGACCAGCACCACUGCAAUAGCAUGCUCCUGGGAUGCAAAAGUGAGGCAGACAAGUUAGAACAGCGUGAAAAGGCAGAAGAAAAUGCGAACGAAAAAGUGGAAGCAAAAAUCACAGACAAGAACCAAGAUCAAGAGAGUCUCGAGCAAAGCAUGGCAUCAGUUUGUCCUGAACAAGACAGUGCUGAGGCUGCAAUACAAAAAGCCGAUAGCUGUCAGCAUGUGGCAGAACCUGAUGAAGAGCAGGCAGCAACAGAGUGAGACAAGUGUGGCAACAGCACUCGAGCAAGCAGAGAAGAGACUGCUUCCACUGCUGGGAGCCAGCUUUGGUGUUAUGGAUAGCUGAGGUACAUGGAAAAAUAAAUUUCCUUCGACUGAUCCUGGUUAAACCCAGUCUGACCUUCACCUUCCACCCUUUUUUCUUUUUUAAAUGUUUGUAGUGACUUUGUUGAGAACCAGCCCUUGCUUACCCUAAAAACUCUGAUUGAAUCAUCUUCAUGGAUGGGCUGUGUCCUAUUACUGUUUUUAUCCAAUAUUCAGGACUAUUUGGAAGCAACAGGGAUUUUUGCACUUUGCUUUGUUUCUGGUAUGUCCCUUUUUUAAAGAGAAGAAGAAAAUUUAUUCUGUUUUCUUGUUGGAACUAGUUAUGCAUUAAAUACAACACUUUUAAUGCGGGACAGACAGCAUGAGCUACUUUGCUUUCUUUCUAUAUAACUUCUCUCUGUUACUUUGGAAGUCUGCACCUUCACUGAAGGCUUAUUUACUCCUGGCAAAGGUGCUGUGUUUCUGCUUCUUAGGGCAGAAGUUGUAAUUUUUGUGGCAUUUGCCUGAAAGAAAUGAGUACAUGCAUUUUGCAUGCAUGUAAGAGUGUAAUUGCCCCUCUCCUCCUGUAAGAAAAUAGGUUUGAGCUUAGCCUGUCAUGAAGAGAUACCUUUAGACUAUAUAUAUUAUGACCUGUAUCAACCCCUAUGUAUAGAUAUUGUUCCCCAUGAUGCAAAGUGUGGAGUAACUUGUUCCCUUUGUCCCCAGCAGAAGUUGCCUGGUAGCACUUGUCAAGAGUUGCUGAGAGCAUGAGUUGUCUGCCAGUUUUUAAAAGCAAAACCUUCAGACUUUGCUUAAACCUGUCUGUAGCUCUUCUUUCCCAGGGUUUUCCAGGCCUUUGAUAGUCUUCCACACACAUGUAUGUCCGCUGCUGGUUCAAAGGCCUUUCUCAAUUGCCAAAAUGUUGUUUAUAUUUGCAUCUUUUCAGACUUUGCUGUUAAUUUCGAGUGGCUUUGGUUAUCUUUUCUGCAGGCCCAUUGAAUGAAGUUGGAUGUGUCAAAUUUAAACAACUUCCUGGUUAUGGCAGAUCUUUUACCAUUAAUGAUCAGGAUGUCAGACAGCAAGGGCAUGUUUUACUGCAGUGUGUCUGGAAAUCACUGGGGCUUUGUUGUGGAGCUGUUAAUUGAGACCGUUUAAUUGGCGGGGGUAGACUUGUCUGGUUCAUUUAUUCACAGUCCUAGAGAAUUUAAUCUGAGACCUUGCCAGCUAUUUGCCUGUCUUAAUGUUACUGACCUCCCCCAUUAGCCAUUCUGCCUGACCUAUACGGUAUUCAGCCAAGUCUGAAGGAGCAUUAAACAAUUUCGCACUUUUGCUCCUGGAGAUUUACAACGGGGGAUCUGUUUCAUGAAGUAAAGGAAACCAUUUCUAGCAGCCAGAAAGGCUGGACUAGAUGUUUGCUCAGAUUGUGUGUUUUAGUCUUGGGGUUUUUAGGUGCUGUUCACUUUGUGUAGGAGAGGGCUGGUGGCUUGCCCCCUUGCCAGAGAGCUGAUGCAGUAGCCCAUGCAAUGUUAAUGUUUCUCCUCUCUCUGCUGCAGCUCUUAAGAAGCUUCGUCUCUCCAGGAAUUUGAUCUGUGAUUUGCCUUCCCAGUCUGUAGGCCCUGAUCGAGCAUGCUGCAGAUAUAUGUGGAGGAAUAAAGAGUUCGUAGUCGCACGCAGGCUGGAAAAAGGCUUAAAUAUUUUUAAAAACAUUUCUUUUUCUUUUAUGGAAAAAUGGUGUUAAUAGCUACUAAGAACACAGUUAACUACAGAUAUAAAUACUUGAACAUGUUGACUGAAAAAUCUUUCAUAAAAGAUUCAUAAGAAAUUGUUAAUGAUAGUUUUUUGUACAGAUUUACAGGUUUUCUUAUUUAAUGAAGUUUCCAUUGUGAAUAUGUGCUCAGUUGGGGCAUAGAUCAUGAAUCUUGUAUGGUGAUGUGCACCUUGUUUGUUCCUUUUAAUGAAACUUCGGUGAGAGCCUUAGUCUGGAGUGUGCAGGCUGUUCCCUGUCAUGAUCAGGUUUAGAAUUUUGGCUGUAGACGUUUGUAGUGGGUUCACAGGAUGCGUUUUCCGUCACUUGGAGCUGUAUGAUGGAGUCUAUUAUAUUAAUGUCGCCUAUUAAAGCAUGAUUUCAAUGCA